AUGAUCAGCGGCAGCACUUUCGCCGGCAUGAGGGUGGCUGCGGGGAAGACGUCGGCCGUGUGCCAGCGCACGUCGGUCAAGGUGAUGGCGGCGAAGAGGGUGCCGAAGAAGCAGCAGGUCGUCCUGCGGGAGACCAUCCCUGGGCUGGGCCAGGCUGGUGAGCUGGUGACGGUGCUCAACGGGUUCAUGCGCAACCACCUGCUGCCGACGGGCAAGGCCGAGAUCGCGACGCCGGAGAUUCUGGAGCAGGUGCGGGCUGAGGCGGAGCAGAUUGCCAAGCAGCGGGCCGAGGAGAAGAAGGUGGCCCAGAAGCUGGCGACGGCGCUCAAGACGAUCGGCAAGUUCACGAUUAAGAAGAAGGUGGGCGAGGGCGAGAAGAUUUUCGGGACCGUGACGGCGGAGGAGAUCUGCGAGACGGUGUACAACCAGACGUCGCAGCAGCUGGACAAGCGCGGCAUGUCGGUCCCGGCCAUCAGCUCGCUCGGCACGUACGACAUCACGAUCAAGCUGCACCCAGAAGUCACCGCCGCGUUCCAGGUCGUGGUCGCGAAGGACACCGCCGCCGAGUGA
Pedinophyceae sp. YPF-701 is the source of this 570-nucleotide messenger RNA. NCBI's taxonomy places the organism in Eukaryota, Viridiplantae, Chlorophyta, Pedinophyceae. The record is from the annotation of a GenBank genome assembly.